Molecule: messenger RNA, 3632 nt
Organism: Melospiza melodia melodia
Lineage: Eukaryota; Metazoa; Chordata; Aves; Passeriformes; Passerellidae
Gene: PCSK7
Product: proprotein convertase subtilisin/kexin type 7
Exons: 15
Coding region: 310-3042 (910 amino acids)
Biological process (GO): protein processing
Cellular component (GO): trans-Golgi network; Golgi membrane
Molecular function (GO): serine-type endopeptidase activity
Source: RefSeq, a predicted model, not a curated record
UUUUGGGGAGGGAGAGAAACGCGGGGUUCGGUGUGCGGCUGAUGAGCUGUGUCAGAGGGGAAUGGAGCGGGUUCCGGGAGGAAAAGGGCCGGGGUGUGGAGCCCCGGGCACGGCCGGGCAGCGGGACCUCGGGAGGUGUUUCCCCGCUCUGCGGUGCCCUGCUUUGUGGACUGCGGGUUGAACCGGGGCUCGGCGGUGAUUGCUGCCCGUGCCAGGGAAAAGCCGGUUCCUCCGGCCGUGGAGCGGGUGAGGAACGAGUUCCGUGGGGCUCCUGCAGAGGAGGAACCGGCUCUGGGCUGCCCGCGGACCAUGGCGGUGCCCGUGGUGUUUGCUCUGGGGAGCCACGCAUCAAGAGUUUCUUAUCAGUUCCUUAUCAGAGGCAAGAGGGGGAAGUGGCUUCUGCUGCUGGCAGCCCAGCGCGGUGUUUCCUGGUCCGGAGCUGGCACCCGGCAGGGCAGGGCAGGGCAGGGCUGGGAUCGAUCCCUGGCUAUGCCUCCCGUUCUGAACCCUGGGAAGGAGCCGCUGGUGUUCCUCGGGAAGGGGAUCUGCCAUGCAGCGGGUUGGGGGCAACCCCUAUGGGGCUCUGUGGGACCUUCAGGUGGCCCUGGCCACCGUGUCCCUCAUCAGGAGGGCUUCUCACCAGUUUCACCUCUGCCCCUGCAGCCCUCCUGUCUGAUGCCGCACUGGAGGCGGGGAGCGCCGCUAUGGAGCGCGGGGAUGGAGGCCACGCUCUGCAUCCACACGUGCCUUUGGCUCAGCGCUUCCUGGAUCCCCCUGGCCUCGCCGGCCCUGGACGCUGAGGGAGGCCACGGGAAGCUGACGUGGGCGGUCAGCCUGGAGGCACCCGAGGAGGAGCUGGAGCAGCGGGCAGAGGAGCUGGCCCGGACUGCGGGGCUGGUGAACAUGGGCCGUGUCGGGGAGCUCAAGGGCCAUUACCUCUUUGCCUACCAGCCCGACGGCCACGCGGUGGCUGAGCACGAAGCCAUCAGGAGAUCCGUGGACACUUUGUUUGCACAGCACGACAGCGUGCGGUGGCACUCGGAACAGAAGCUUCUGAAGCGCUCCAAGCGCAGCCUGCACUUUAACGAUCCCAAAUACCCCCAGCAGUGGCAUCUGAACAACCGCAAGAGCCCCGGCAAGGACAUCAACGUCACGGGCGUGUGGGAGCGGAACGUGACGGGGCGCGGGGUCACGGUGGUGGUGGUGGACGACGGCGUGGAGCACACCAUCAAGGACAUCCAGCCAAACUACAGCCCAGAGGGCAGCUAUGACCUGAACUCCAACGACCCUGACCCCAUGCCUCACCCCGACGAGGAGAACGGGAACCACCACGGCACGCGCUGCGCCGGGGAGAUCGCGGCCGUGCCCAACAACAGCUUCUGCACCGUGGGCGUCGCCUUCGGCAGCCGCAUCGCGGGCAUCCGAGUGCUGGACGGGCCCCUCACGGACAGCAUGGAGGCCAUUGCCUUCAACAAGCACUAUCAGAUCAAUGACAUCUACAGCUGCAGCUGGGGUCCCGACGACGAUGGGAAGACUGUGGAUGGCCCCCACCAGCUGGGAAAGGCUGCCCUGCAGCACGGGGUGAUCGCCGGUCGCCGCGGCUUCGGGAGCAUCUUCGUGGUGGCCAGUGGCAACGGGGGCCAGCACAGUGACAACUGCAACUACGAUGGAUACGCCAACUCCAUCUACACUGUCACCAUAGGAGCUGUGGAUGAGACUGGCUCCAUGCCCUUCUAUGCUGAGGAGUGUGCCUCCAUGCUGGCUGUCACCUUCAGCGGCGGGGACAAGAUGAUGAGGAGCAUCGUGACCACCGACUGGGACCUGCAGAAGGGCACGGGCUGCACGGAGGGGCACACGGGGACGUCGGCGGCCGCCCCGCUGGCCGCGGGGAUGAUCGCGCUGAUGCUGCAGGUGCGGCCCUGCCUCACCUGGCGCGACGUGCAGCACGUCAUCGUCUUCACCGCCACCAAGUACGAGGACCGUCACGCCAAGUGGGACACGAACCAGGCUGGCUUCAGCCACAGCCACCAGCAUGGCUUCGGCCUGCUCAACGCCUGGAGGCUGGUGAACGCUGCCAAGAUCUGGGAGUCCGUGCCCUACCUGGCCUCGUACGUGAGCCCCGUGCUGAAGGAGGGCAGGAGCAUCCCCUGGCUCCCUCAGGAGCUGGAGGUGGCCUGGAAUGUGACCCCCGCCGACCUGCAGCUGUCUGGCAUGAGGACCCUGGAGCACGUGGCUGUCACUGUCACCAUAACCCACCCUCGCCGUGGCAACCUGGAGAUCCGGCUGCUGUGCCCCAGCGGGAUGAUGUCCCUGAUCGGCACCGCCCGCAGCAUGGACUCGGACCCCAAUGGCUUCUCGGACUGGACCUUCUCCACGGUGCGCUGCUGGGGCGAGGAGGCGCAGGGCACCUACAGGCUGCUCAUCAGGGACAUCGGGGACGACAGCCUCAGGCCGGGCACCUUGAGGCAGUGGCAGCUGACCCUGUACGGCUCCUCCUGGUCCCCAGCAGAGAUGAAGGAACGGCAGAGGCUGCUGGAGGAAGCCAUGAGUGGGCAGUACCUGAGCAGUGACUUCUCCCUGCCCUGUCCCCCAGGGCUGGACAUCCCCGAGGAGCAGCGUUACACCAUCACAGCCAACACCCUCAAGACCCUCCUGCUCUUGGGAUGCUUUGCCGUGUUCUGGACGUUUUACUACAUGCUGGAGGUUUGCCUGACGAGGAACGAGGUGGGGCUGGACCUGGCCUGCUCCAGCUCCAGCAGCUGCAGGUGGUACCAGCAGGGCAGGAAGCACCGAGCCCUGGAGAGCGACCUGGAGAUGGAGUCGGUGCCUCUGUACCGGGAGAAGGACGUGGAGGAGACUGAGAUGGAGUGUGAGCACCUGGAGCCUGCCCAGGACGGGCAGGAGGGGUCCUGGAGCCCCACACACCCCAAACUUUCCAGCAAUGGCAGAGCUGGGAGCUUCCACGAGGCAGACCCAGGGUUCUUGGGCAGGCAGGCAUCGACUGAGCUCCUCGGGGAGGACAGGGAGCACCAGCCCUGCUGACUGGGGCCAGGCUGGAGCCCUCCCUCGGUACAACCUGCCUGGGCUCGGGCAGCACAGACUCGUUGCUGAGCCUCCACGGACCAUUGCCACUGUGUCCUGCGGGAGGUGGUGCUGGAAGGGGCUUGGAAACAAGGAGAGAGGGCUGGUACUGGAAGGGGAGCUUCCCUUCCCUCCUCCUAGAAAACAAAGCAAGCCUUAAACCCUUUCCUGGUGGAGCCUGCCCUGCUGGACGCUCAGGGCACCGUUGUGAGUGCAGUGCCAUUCCCACCGAGCCCCUUCCUGCAGGGAAGGGCCAGGACGUGUCCCUGUGUCCCUGACCUCUGCAGAGCCAGUCUGGGAAAUGCAGCAGGGCCCUGGCAGCCUCCUCUGCAGGCAGGGACCCCACAGCUCUGGCAUUCCCCGGGCUGGCAGCCGGCCCCUACCCACCAGUUAUCCCAGUUUAGAAGCAGGGAGUUGUUUCACUCAUCUCCAGCCAGCGCUUUGCCUGCCCCCGUGCUCCAGUGUUGCUGAUUCCUCCUCUGCAGUGGGCACGGAGCAGCUGUGGGGCGGGGGAGGCAGGAGCCAGCCUGUUUGGGGCAGGAGGGGCUGUC